GAAAAUCUCAAACUUGAGCCCAACCAACAAUAAGUGAUCAGUGCAAGCCAUUAGCUAGACCACUCUUGUUCUUGAUCAUGAGGCCUUCAAACCAAACUUUGGCUCUUUGUGUGGUUCUUUUUUUGGUUGCAGCACCAGUUUCUCAGGCUACAGUUACUUGUGGCAGUGUGCUGAGCACCCUGAAGCCUUGCAUUAGCUACCUGCAAGGCAGUGGGGGGCCGUCGCCCCCGGGGGAUUGCUGUGGUGGAGUCAAGAGCCUUGCGGGUGCUGCAUCAUCCAAGCCGGACAAGCAGACCGCCUGUGGGUGCCUCAAGACUGCAGCCCAGAAGCUGAAGGUCAAAACCAACCGCGCCCAGACGCUCCCACAGGACUGUGGCGUCUCCCUGUCCGUUCCCAUCUCGCCUUCUGUCGACUGCAGCACAAUCAGCUAAGCUUGGAGAGAACAAGGAUAUGAUAUGAUGCAGCUGAAAGCAUUUCUUACUGGGAAGGAUAAGUAAUCUUAUAAUAAUGUAAAAGUUGGACUGUCAGUCUCUUUCUAUUACUAAUAUAUCACUCUGAGGUGUGCCUACAGUUUCCCUUUAUGCUAUUUUCUAUGGAAUAAACUUGUGUUUUCUCUUGUGAGGUGAAAAUACAGCUGAAAUUUCUCUUCUUUUUUA
This is a messenger RNA of Ipomoea triloba (trilobed morning glory), 656 nucleotides long. RefSeq names its product non-specific lipid-transfer protein 4-like. Gene Ontology annotation, biological process: lipid transport. Gene Ontology annotation, cellular component: membrane. The record is from RefSeq and is a predicted model, not a curated record. The coding region runs from base 78 to 431 and encodes 117 amino acids. The transcript is spliced from 2 exons. Gene Ontology annotation, molecular function: lipid binding. NCBI's taxonomy places the organism in Eukaryota, Viridiplantae, Streptophyta, Magnoliopsida, Solanales, Convolvulaceae.